Molecule: messenger RNA, 1719 nt
Organism: Scedosporium apiospermum
Lineage: Eukaryota; Fungi; Ascomycota; Sordariomycetes; Microascales; Microascaceae
Exons: 5
Coding region: 1-1719 (572 amino acids)
Biological process (GO): positive regulation of transcription by RNA polymerase II
Cellular component (GO): nucleus
Molecular function (GO): DNA-binding transcription factor activity, RNA polymerase II-specific; zinc ion binding; transcription cis-regulatory region binding
Source: RefSeq, a predicted model, not a curated record
AUGUCCACUGCACAGAAAAAGAGAUCUAGAAGCGGGUGCUGGACGUGUCGGAAGCGACACCAGAAAUGCGAUGAGACAAAGCCUUCGUGUGCCAAUUGCCGCAUUCGCGGCGUCCAAUGUGGUGGCUACGAUGUGCGCCUCGCCGACUUUACUGCCCGGAAGGGCGGUUUUGACGGCCAGAUGGUAUCCAGGAUAAGGCGACUGGGCCGGCAUGAUGAGUCGAGGGACCGUAAAACGCCACGCAAAGAGGAGACCAAGUCCGAACUGCCGGCCGAGACAGACCCGAAACAAUACGAGCCAGAGGAACCGUCCAGUGACCGUGGCGGCACCUCGCCAACAUUUUCGGUUCUUUCUCUUGUAGGCGUGUCUCGGGAUGCAGACAUGUGCCCCGGAGGACCCUCAGUAACUGCAAAGGGCCCGAGCCCGCGAGUCUACAUGGCAGACAAGGGAGAUGCGGGGCAGCAAACUUGCGAUGCGGGAUCAUCCGCAUUCGGCUUUGAGAUGCACGGCGUUGCUGAGCACGACAGUCUUGGCAAGGAUGCUGAUGGCUCCCCUUCGGAACAUCUCCAAGAGGCGAGCAUUACUUCCGAUAUAUCACCACAGGCUUCCUACGAUACAGUGCUGUUUGACUCGGAAUCUCUGGCCUUUCAUAUCGAUGUGUCGUCGUUUUUCAGUCUCGAAGGGGCGCUCCCAACGGAAACUGCAGACGGCGACGCAUGUUUAGACUCAACCGCUCUGGACGCUUCCGAUCCAGCUGGCUCGGACGUUUCAGAAUUCCUAGCUACCGAUUCCCCCGCGGUAGAUGAAGAGUACCAGCCACUCUUUGAUAUAUUAAGCAAAUCUAGUUUACCGCAGACGCCUAGUGAUCCUUUCGAGCAGUAUUUAUUCGCUCACUAUCUUGGCACUCUGUCCUACCGUCUCUAUCCCGUCGCGAAGGCCCAGAACCCCUACCAUGCUGUCUAUGCUAGACUUGCUAUGCGAUCAGACCCGGUCCGAGACGCCAUCCUGUUCGCCUCAGCUUUGCACUUGUCGAAGCUCGGCCGGCUGCCGGUGUUUGCCGUACAGCCAUAUCGGGAGACUAUGAGAGAGUCGUUUCGUAAGGCCAUUGUCGCAGACGACGACGACGAGUCACUUGCCGCAACUAUCAUUCUGACAAUCGUAUUUGAUUCAAUUGGCACCGGCCUUGAGUCUUGGGGCACAAACCUUGUUGGAUGCCGCCGAUUGUUGCAACGAGUAUUGUCCUCGAGCAAAGCCUUUAGACCCGAACUCGAAUGCAUGAUCAUGCUGUACAACUGGGCAGCUAUUAUGAGCCAGACCAUUGUGAAGGAUAUCCAAUCGCCCGAUGUGCUCGAACAGCUAGUCUGCAUCAACGAUGUCACUGUAGCAAGUCCAGAUCCGUGCGGGGCCCUCCAAACGGUCGAGGGCGCGAAUGGCCAGUCGCAAUGGUGGCAUAACCUACCGGACUACCAGAUGUAUGUACUUUUGCGGGAGGCAACGGAGUUGUCGAGAACACUGGACCGGUUGCGAAGCGAACCCAACCAGUCCACGAAGGAGGUGUUCCAGCUCAUGCCAUGCAUAUUCGAUCUCGUGGAGAGGGUGAAGAGCUGGCGACCGGCAAACUCUGCCCUCGGUGAAGCACACACGUCUUCCAUCGGCACUUCAACAACAUCUGGAGACAGGGGAUGCUCUGUUACGUCUACGACGAGCUCUGUCAAGUGA